CAGUGCAAAUCAUCGGAACGUAGCGGACGAGUAAGGAUGGCUUCAAGAGUUGCUGUGGUUACCGGAUCUAACAAGGGUGUUGGUUUUGCUAUUGUACGAUCUCUCUGUAAGAAGUUUGAUGGGACAGUAAUCUUAACUGCCCGCAAUGAGGAGCUAGGGAAAAAGGCAGUUGAUGAUCUCAAAGGAGAAGGAUUGAGCCCAUCAUUUCACCAGCUUGAUAUCACAUCAGAUGAAAGCAUUCAAAGAUUUAAAGAACACCUUCAAAAAACAUUUGGAGGUUUGGAUCUUCUAGUCAAUAAUGCUGGUAUUGCAUAUAAGCAAGCAUCUACAGCUCCACAAGCUGAACAAGCAGAAGUGACCAUAAGAACAAACUUUACUGGAACUCUCAAUGUCAGUAAUGCAUUGUUCCCACUACUGAGGCCACAUGCAAGAGUAGUUAACAUUGCAUCUAUGGUUGGUCAUCUCAAAGUAUUACCCAAUGAAGAACUAAGAAAAAAGUUUUCUUCCCUUACGUUGACUGAACAAGAACUUGUAGAUUUGGUAGAUGGAUUUGUGAGAGAUGUCAAGGCUGGAAACCAUGUUGCAAAAGGAUGGCCAAAUACAAUGUAUGGAACUUCCAAAGUUGCAGUUGUAGCCUUGACAAAAGUUCAAGCAAGAAAGAUGCAACAAGAUCCAAGAGAAGACAUUCUCAUUAAUUGUUGUUGUCCUGGCUGGGUGAGAACAGACAUGGCAGGACCAAAAGCACUACUGUCAAUUGAUGAAGGUGCGGUAACCCCAGUACUUGUGUCUCUUCUACCAGAAGGGUCUGGUUACCAAGGUGAAUUCUUCAGAGAAGAAAAAGUUGUUGAGUGGUGAUCAAAUCAUUCUUGAAUGUAAACAUGGCAGAUUAGAAUACAGCCCGUUUUUUUUUUCCUUUUUCUUUUUUGCUUUUGCGACCUAACCGACUUUUGGCUUCCGUCAAUGGAAUUAACGACGGGCCGGGCCGAAGUCAUUCGAGUGUAGCCAUGUUUAGUCUACAGGCAUGGCUCUCGAGUUGUGGGUAUCUUACUUUUUUUCUAAAUUUGAAAAUAAUAAAAUCAAUAGAUAAUUAUG
Actinia tenebrosa (Australian red waratah sea anemone) is the source of this 1092-nucleotide messenger RNA. RefSeq names its product carbonyl reductase [NADPH] 1. Gene Ontology annotation, molecular function: carbonyl reductase (NADPH) activity. The record is from RefSeq and is a predicted model, not a curated record. Lineage: Eukaryota; Metazoa; Cnidaria; Anthozoa; Actiniaria; Actiniidae.